Messenger RNA from Beauveria bassiana ARSEF 2860, 1200 nucleotides. RefSeq names its product RNA recognition domain-containing protein. Bases 1 to 1200 code for a protein of 399 amino acids. Gene Ontology annotation, molecular function: RNA binding. NCBI's taxonomy places the organism in Eukaryota, Fungi, Ascomycota, Sordariomycetes, Hypocreales, Cordycipitaceae. Gene Ontology annotation, cellular component: U12-type spliceosomal complex; nucleolus. The transcript is spliced from 2 exons. The record is from RefSeq and is a predicted model, not a curated record. Gene Ontology annotation, biological process: positive regulation of mRNA splicing, via spliceosome.
AUGGCGCAAAACAGACAUUGGGAGCAAGACAAGGAUGCCACCAUCUACAUGGGCAACAUUGACGAGCGUGCGACGCCCGCCAUGAUGUACGAGAUCAUGCUGCAGAUGGGCCCCAUCCACAACAUCCACAUGCCGCGCGACCGCGUCACGCAAUCCCACCAGGGCUUCGGCUUCGUCGAGUUCCGCACGCCCGCCGACGCCGAGUACGCCGCCAGCGUCGUCAACGGCGUCAAGCUCUUUGGCAAGUCGCUGCGCGUCAACAAGGCGUCGGCCGACCGCCAGCGCGCCACCGACAUUGGCGCCGAGCUCUUUGUCGGCAACCUUGACCCGUCGGCCGAUGAGAAGCUCCUCUACGACACCUUUUCGCGCUUCGGCCCGCUGCUGUCCCUGCCCAAGGUGGCGCGCGACGACGCCGGCGUCUCCAAGGGCUUCGGCUUUGUCAGCUUUGGCGACUUUGAGAGCGCCGACGCCGCCGUCGAGCACCUCAGCGGCCAGUACCUCCUCAGCAACCAGGUCACGGUGCAGUACGCCUUCAAAAAGGACGGCAAGGGCGAUAGGCACGGCGACCAGGCCGAGCGCGAGCUCGCCAAGCAGGCCAAGAAGCGCAACGUCGUCCCCGAGGCGCAGCCGCUGCCCCCGGCCUUUCUCAACGGCGGGGGGCCGCCCGUGUCAGCGGUGCCGCCGCCAGCAGGAGCAACAGUGGCUGCGCCGCCAGCUGGCUUUGCCGCGGUGCCGCCGAGCAUGCCGCCGGGAAUGCACAUGGGCGGUGCGCCGCCGCCUCACAUGGGCGCUCCUCCAGGCUUCGCGCCGCCGCCGCCUCACCAGCGCGGUCCAUCACCCUACAAUGCGUCUGCCGGCCAGGGGCCACUACCCGGUCCUGCCGGCGGUGCCGGCCGCGCCGGCCUUCCUUCCGCAGGUAUGCCUCUGCCGCCGGCGCCCUCGGGGCUGCCUGCGCGUCCGCCGCAGAGCCAAGGCGGUUACACCAACCCGGCCGACUACCACCCCAACGGCAGCAGCUACCGCGGCGGCAGCGGCGGCAGUGCCUCGCCCGCGCCGCCUCCCGGAUUUCCGCAGCAGCAGCAGCAGCAGCCGCCUCCUGGAUUUGGUGCGCCAGGUGGCGGCGCGCCUGCACCUCCCCCGGGCUUCAUGCCGCCGCCGGGCUUCCCGCAGCAGCCUCCUCCGGGCUACCCCCGCCGAUAG